Messenger RNA from Myxozyma melibiosi, 2675 nucleotides. Its product is annotated as ribosome-releasing factor 2, mitochondrial. Gene Ontology annotation, molecular function: GTP binding; GTPase activity. The record is from RefSeq and is a predicted model, not a curated record. Bases 97 to 2616 code for a protein of 839 amino acids. Lineage: Eukaryota; Fungi; Ascomycota; Lipomycetes; Lipomycetales; Lipomycetaceae. Gene Ontology annotation, biological process: mitochondrial translation; ribosome disassembly. Gene Ontology annotation, cellular component: mitochondrion. The transcript has 2 exons.
CGGACGGCUUCCAACUUACAAUGUGUACAAUUGUUAACUAAUUACUGAGUCUUCUUACAUACCAUUGGAGGUCAAACACAGCGAAUAAUUACCGCAAUGGCUCGGUUUAUGCCAUUAUGUGCUGCUGGGAAAGGCGUCUGGCAUGCCUACACCCGCACGCAAUAUCAAUCAGCGGUCCGGCAAAUUGCAGCUCAACCGACUCUCUGCUUGAACUUGGUUCGAGGAUAUGCGACGGAUAAGAAGAAAGGAAAGGGGUCACAGCCAAGUUCCGAGACUGAUAUUCGAAAAGUGAGAAACAUUGGAAUUAUCGCACAUAUCGAUGCCGGAAAGACGACGACGACGGAGAGAAUGCUCUUUUACAGCGGCUAUACAAAGAGAAUUGGAAAUGUGGAUGAGGGUGACACUGUCAUGGAUUAUCUACCUGCUGAACGCAAUCGUGGAAUUACAAUCACCUCUGCUGCCAUCUCGUUCGACUGGAACAGCCACAGAGUCAACCUGAUUGACACUCCAGGGCACGCAGACUUUACAUUUGAAGUGAUUCGGUCAAUCCGUGUUCUCGACGGUGCAGUGACAGUUCUUGACGGUGUCGAAGGUGUCGAAGCUCAGACCGAGAAGGUCUGGCACCAAGCCAAGAGCAUGGGCAUUCCGCGAAUCAUAUUUGUCAACAAGAUGGACCGCGAGGGCGCGGGAUUUGGUCGCACUGUGCGCGAAGUUGCGGGAAAGUUGCAGGCCAAGACCGCGGUUAUCAACAUGCCGAUGUUCAGAGCCGAGAUAGUCGACGGAAUGACGGUCGCGCGCUCGUGCGGAAUCAUCGACGUUAUUGAGAUGAAAGCCAUUGAAUGGGCGCCGAACACCGACGGACGAGAAUUCAAAGUUUUGGAGCUGACUGGCGAGCAUUUGGAAGAAGCUACGAAAGCGCGCGUCGCGUUGGUGGAGACGCUCGCAGAGCUUGACGAUGACAUGAUUGAAAAGUUUCUAGAGGCCGAUGACGAUCAUAUGGCGAUAGCGUCGGCGGAUAUCAAGAAAGCUUUACGUCGCUGCACACUGGCAAACAAACUAGUUCCCGUACUCAGCGGAGCCAGUUUCAGAAAUAUUGGCGUGCAGCCACUUUUAGAUGCUGUGAUCGAUUACUUGCCGUCCCCAGCCGAUCGUCCGUCUCCGAUUAUGAAAUCCACAGAUCCAAAGAUACCCGAUGUUCCGUUAGCCAAGGCAGGAACAGGAAGCGCGCUGGCGUUCAAAGUUAUUCACGACGGUCAUACAGGGAAAAUCCUCGUCUUUGUCAGAGUAUACUCCGGCACGCUUAUAACGCAUUCCAAAAUCUUCAAUACCUCGAACCGCACCGAGGAGCGGGCUCUACAACUCUCGCGGAUGUACGCCGAUUCGUCUGUUAGAAUCGACUCAAUCCCAGAAGGCCAUAUCGGUGUGAUUUCCGGUACCAAAGAGGUUCGGACUGGCGACACAAUCAUAUUUUCAAGCAAGGGUCAAGGCCCCUCUAUCCCGCAGAAUCAGCUGCGGUCAAUGCAGCUGCUUCCGAUCGACAUUCCUUCGCCUGUAUUUUUUGCCUCGAUCGAGCCGCGAACGGCGUCCGAUCAAAAACCGCUUGACGACGGUCUUGCGACGUUGCUUCGCGAGGAUCCUAGUCUACAGCUCUCUGUCGACGACGAAACCGGUCAAACCCAGCUGAGCGGCAUGGGUGAGUUGCAUCUCGAAAUCUCCAGAGACCGACUGAUCAACGACCUGAAAGUCAACGCGCAUGUGGGCAAAAUCCAGAUCGCGUACAAGGAGAGCGUCGACCCGCGAUAUGUGCAGAGUACGCCGGCUCGAUAUGAGUAUUCCCGUGUCCUCAAGGCCGGCAGCGUAUCUGCAGCCGCGACGGUCUCGAUCCGGGGUAUUCCUGACGAUCUCGAGUUUGCGGAUGACAGCCUCAAGGCCGAGCUUGCGCGGUCGACUCAGCUACCGGAAAAUAAUUACUUGACGUUACCAGAAGGGUAUGAGCUCUCACAUUCAAAGAUCGACAUCAAGGAUCUAAGGACUGCUCUUCAAAAUGGUGUCUCCUCAGGUCUCUUCCACGGGAAGAAGUACGGUCUACCGGUACAUUCCGUGCUGGUCUCCGUCUCUGACAUUGAACUCCCCUUAGACCUAGACUCUGCCGCUCCACUUGCGCAAGCCUUGCGGUUUGCGAUAUCAGCCGUGAUGGACUCCGUCCCGGAGGAGUCUAGGAAUCUGAUGGAACCCGUCAUGGACGUUACCGUGAUUGUCGACGACGAGGAUAUCGGCUCCGUGAUGUCUGAUAUCUCGUCCGCCAGAUCAGGCCGCGUCUACGCUCUUGAGGAUGAAUCUGCAUCGAGACCUACCCAAGACGACACAGAGUACAUCGACCCGAACCUGGUCUACUCACCCCCAGACACGACGCUUCAUCUCAGCAAGCACAAUCUGCGCCGAACGCUCGACAAGAAACUGAUUAAGGCCAAAGUGCCUCUGAACGAGAUGGUGGGAUAUCUCAAGUUUCUGAGGUCAAUGACGCAGGGCCGUGGCUCGUUUGUUAUGGCGUUUGAUCGUUACGAGCGAGCUUCUAAGGAUCGAACGGAGUCCAUUUGGGCAAAACAGUACGAGUAGUUGGAACCGAUGUAUUUGUAAAUGAUAGAAAGCUCGAAUUACGCAGAGCGUCUUGUACA